Molecule: messenger RNA, 2966 nt
Organism: Symphalangus syndactylus (siamang)
Lineage: Eukaryota; Metazoa; Chordata; Mammalia; Primates; Hylobatidae
Gene: DMAC2L
Product: distal membrane arm assembly component 2 like
Source: RefSeq, a predicted model, not a curated record
UCACCUGAUUCCCUUUCUGUAAAAAUGAGGGCGAUGGGCUGUGUAAUCUCUAAAGGACCUUCUAACUCUUUAAAAUUAUGUGAUUCACUAUCACCGUGCCAGUGUUACUAACACCCAUUCUGUAUGCUUGAUAGCAGUUUUUAAUUUUUAGGGUUAGGACAGCUGAACAUAAUGAAUAGAAUUAUACUUUAUUACCAAAAGGACUUCGUGUGCCUCUUAGAAUCUUGGUUCCAGUCUUUGGUCAGGUAGCUCCAGGAAAUCACUUCACCUCUUUGCCUCAGACCCUCCUCUGUGAACUACGAAUGAUAGCAAUGUCUCCCUAAUGUUAGGGCAGUUGAGCGGAUAAGGUCAUCAGGUGUUUAGCACAGUGAAGCAUUUGCUACGUGAUGGCAUUUAUUAUGGUUAAAGGGUUUUACCACCAGAACAGUGGUACAUAGUUUGCUUUAUUUGUUAAAACAAUGUAGAAUAUUGCCUGCUUGUUCCAUCACAGAUGAAAAAAAGAGAUGGUUAUUCAACUUUGUGAGGUAAUUGUGGAUUCCCAUGCAAUUGUAAGAAUAGAGAUUCUGUGUACCCUUUACCCAGUCUUCCCAGUGGUAGCAUCUUGCAAAACUAGUACCAUAUCACAACCAGGUAAUUGACAUUCACACAAUCCAUUGAUCUCAUUCAGAUUCCUCAUUUUGUAUUAGUGUUCUCUGUGUAUAUUUAGUUCUAUAUGGUUAUCAGGUGUGUAGAUUCUUGUAUCCACCACCACAGUCAAGGUACAGCCCAGAUACAUCACCACAAGGGUCCCUCCAGUUGCCCUUUUAUAACCACAACUUACCUUUGCAGCCCCACCCAAUCUAUUCUCUGUUUCUAAAAUUUUGUUAUAUCAAGAAUGUUAUGUAAAUGUAAUUAUUGUAAUUAUAGAGUAUGUAACUUUUACUGACUCUUUUUCAUUCAGCAUAAUCCCUUGAGAUACAUCCAAACUGUUACAUGUAUCAGUAGUUCCUUCCUUUUUAUUACUGAGUGGCAUUCCAUAAUGUAGAUAUACUGCAGUAUUGAUAUGGUUUGGCUAUGUCCCCACCCAAAUCUCAUCUUGAAUUGUAACUCACAAUUCCCAUGUGUUGCGGGAGGAACUGGGUGGGAGGUGAUUGAAUUAUGGAGGCAGGUCCUUCCUGUGCUGUUCUCCAGAUAGUGAAUGAGCCUCACAAGAUCUGAUGGUUUUAAAAACGGGAGGUUUCCCUGCACAAGUUCUUUCUUUGCAUGCUGCCAUCCAUGUAAGAUGUGACUUGCUCCUCCUUGCCUUCCACCAUGAUUGUGAGGCCUCCCCAGCCAUGUGGAACUGAUAAGUGCCCAAGAGUACAAUUGCUGGGUCAUAUGAUCAAAUGAUGCUGUUUGGAAAAAUUUCCCAGCAGUUGUGUGGCGUAAAGAAACUCUCAUGGUCAUGUGACUCCAGAUACUUCUGGGGCUGGUUGAAUGCAGUGUUUAAUAAGGUGGAUUAUGAUCGCAUCAGGGAUGUUGGCCCUGACAGGGCGGCAUCCGAGUGGUUGCUGCGCUGUGGGGCCAUGGUGCGCUACCAUGGCCAGGAGAGGUGGCAGAAGGACUACAACCACCUUCCAACAGGCCCUCUGGACAAAUACAAGAUUCAGGCGAUCGACGCCACCGACUCUUGUAUCAUGAGAAUUGGAUUUGACCACAUGGAGGGCCUAGAGCAUGUUGAAAAAAUAAGGCUGUGCAAGUGUCAUUAUAUCGAGGAUGACUGUUUGCUGAGACUUAGUCAACUUGAAAAUUUACAAAAAACCAUAUUGGAAAUGGAAAUAAUAUCCUGUGGGAAUAUCACAGACAAAGGCAUCAUUGCUUUGCGUCAUUUAAGAAACCUCAAAUAUUUGUUGUUAAGUGAUCUUCCUGGAGUAAGAGAAAAAGAAAAUCUUGUCCAAGCCUUUAAGACAGCACUGCCUUCUCUGGAACUAAAAUUACAAUUGAAGUAAAAUAAUGUGUCUUAUUUCAGUAUAAAGGAUCAUUUGAAACUAUUGAUUCUAAACAUCAACUAAUAUUAUAUAGUCAUCAGUAGAAUUAUAAGGAUGCCAUAUCAUGACAUUUUAGAGGUGGAGAGUGCAUCAUAUGUAGAAAAUAAAUAUUCAGACGUGACUCACUAAUGUUACUAAGUUGGAAGUGAGAAUUUAUGUACAUUAAUUCAUUUUAAGAACAGUGCAGCCGGGCGCGGUGGCUCAUGCCUGUAAUCCUAGCACUUUGGGAGGCCAAAGCAGGCAGAUCACCUGAGGUCAGGAGUUCGAGACCAACCAUGGCCAACAUGGUGAAACCCCAUCUCUACUAAAAAACAAAAUUAGCUGGAUGUGGUGCACGCCUUUAAUCCCAGCUACUCUGGAGGCUGAGGCAGGAGAAUCACUUGACUUGGGAGGUGGAGGUUGCAGGGACCCGAGAUUGUGCCACUGCACUUCAGCCUGGGUGACAGAGUGAGACUGUCUCAAAAAAAAAAAAAAAAAGAAAGAAAAAGAAAAAUGUAAACUAGGUAACAUUUUAAUUCUAAUAUAGUCAUUUAAUAUGUAAAUCUGUAGAUAUCUCUUGAUGUGGAUAUUUAGAAUCCUUUAAAGUUAUUUGUACAACAGAUGUUUUUAUUAUAACAGUAAUUUACAUUUAACUUUAAAGUUAGUGAAGCAUACUACCAUAAAUGCACAAUUAUGAAAAAUUAGAAGCUAAAUUACAGAUUCAUUGUUGGAGUCAAUUAUGCAAAGUGGUCACUGGUUGUUGAAGCAUGCAUUGCUUCAACAGGAUUUGCGUGCAUUUCCCAUGAUCCUGCAUUCUUGUGUUCUUGAUAGCAUACAGGCUUUCUCAGAAUCAACAGUUGCUGCUUAAUUUGUCUAUUUUGUAAGCUUAGGCUACUAUUUUAUUAAGACUGGACAUAGAUACUUGGCUGAAUACAAAUAGUUUUGCAGAUUGCAAUAUAAUAAAGGAAACAAUAAAAACCA